AUGGCAGCUCCCAGGAGGAUUACUUUUCAAGAGGCAGGAGCUCCAAAUUUUACAUUACCACCUUUCCAAGCACAUAAUCCAAAUCUGGGUGUAGAUAUUGAAAUAAAAAUUGCACUAAUUAAUCUAUUGCCGAAGUUUCACGGCUUACCUGCUCAAGAGCCUCUCAAGCACCUCAGAGAUUUUCAAAUAGCCUGUUCUACUGUUAGGCGUAAUGGUGCGACUGAGACUUCUAUUUUGCUAGCCGCUUUUCCGUUUUCUCUUGAGAAAAAAGCGAGGGAGUGGUACUACACUCAACCGAAAGCAGUUGUUACUAACUGGGAUAUGCUCAGAAGAGAAUUCCUAGAAAAAUACUUUCCAGCUGAAGUUACUGAUAGACUAAGGAAAGAGAUUUCAAUGAUCAUCCAGGGCAAAUCCGAGACUCUCUACGAGUACUCGGAGCGCUUCACUAAUCUCCUAGACCCAUGCCCCCACCACAUAAUUGACAAGUUGGUGUUGAUCAGCUACUUCACACAAGGCAUGAAGCCUCAGGAUAAGACUACAUUAGAUUGUGCAAGCAAUGGUUCUCUGAAAAAGUACAAGACCACAGAUGAAGCAUGGCAACUGAUCGACGACUUGGCUGAGUAUGCUCGAACUCACAAGUGCAACAGGAAUAACCACCCCAAGGCCGUGGCAGAGGUUUCCUCUUGCAACGAGAAUACUGCUCUCACACAAUCACUAUGUGAGAUGACCAACCUACUGAAGCAGAUACAUCUGGGCCAACAACAGUCUCAACUUCCUUCACCACAACCUAGUCAACAACUGGUUCCUCAGAGAGUAUGCGGAAUAUGUGCUGAUUAUAGUCAUUACAUUGAUGAAUGUCCACAGCUCCAACAUGAGGACAAAACCUUGGCAGCUACUCAUAAUUUUUAUGACUGCCCGAAUCAAGGAUACUAUCAACAAGGCAGCAACUAUAACCAGGGUGGAAACUUUAACCAAGGUUGGCAGGACAACUCCAACCAGGGUUGGAGAGAUAAUUCCAACCAGGAAUGGAGGGACAACUAUAAUAGAGGAGGCAGAGACAACAAUAAAAAUCAGAGGUGGAAUAAUAACAACAGACAGCAGAAUUAG
Messenger RNA from Arachis duranensis, 1107 nucleotides. RefSeq lists its product as uncharacterized. Bases 1 to 1107 code for a protein of 368 amino acids. The transcript has a single exon. The record is from RefSeq and is a predicted model, not a curated record. Lineage: Eukaryota; Viridiplantae; Streptophyta; Magnoliopsida; Fabales; Fabaceae.